Messenger RNA from Populus nigra (black poplar), 2060 nucleotides. RefSeq names its product phosphoglycerate mutase-like protein 1. Gene Ontology annotation, molecular function: phosphatase activity. NCBI's taxonomy places the organism in Eukaryota, Viridiplantae, Streptophyta, Magnoliopsida, Malpighiales, Salicaceae. Gene Ontology annotation, cellular component: cytoplasm. The transcript is spliced from 8 exons. The record is from RefSeq and is a predicted model, not a curated record. The coding region runs from base 982 to 1656 and encodes 224 amino acids.
UCAGCCGCCGCUCCCUCUCUGUCUCUUAUCUCUCAAAUGACAAAUUCCAAGCUUUCAAAUCUUCACUUCUUUCUACCUAGCCAUUUUAAAAUGAAAAUCAAGGCUUUCCAUGAAGGAAGUCAGUCACUCAUCUCAUGAACAUGCCCUGAACUUUAGCUUGAGCCCUUCCACUUCCAGUAGUCUUUGCUUCGUGAAUGGAAUGACUUUGUGGUUUCGAAAGGUGGAGCAGAUCUUGGUCUUAUGGACUGGUUUUCUAAUCAUCCUGAAUAUUAACCCCCUCAAUUCUGUCUUCUUCUCUUUUAAUUUUCCAAUCUUCCACUGGCCGGUUCAUUAAAGCUGGCUUCAUUAGAACUACUGGAGUUUCUUUGUAAGUGAAGUUUCUUUGGUUAGUUUGAUUUGUUGGCUUCUUGAAAUGCAAAAGGCAUUUGAGUUGGAGAGCUUCGAGGAUAUGUUUAACAGUUUCAAGAUCUUUUGAUGGGGAUUCAAUCCCUUGCGUUGUGUUUGUUCAGUUUCAAUCGGUUUGAACCGGUUUGGAAGGGAGAAAAACCAAACCGAACCGAAAUUAAUUAGUUUGAACCAGUUUUUGGUUCGGUUAGGUUCAAAAACUAAAAAAAAAAAACAGUUUGGUUAUUUAUUUUGGUCCAAAACUGGACCGAACCGAAAAUACUCAGCUCUAAUUCAGAUAAUAGGGGGGUGGGUGCAUCUGAUGUGAACGAUUAGCCUGGCCUUGCUCGAAAGUCAAGCUAAUCACGUGUUAAAAUAGUCUUGGACUGGGUCUAUGAAAAGGAUUUCUGGCUUAAGAACCGCCACUCAAAAACCAAAAGGAAAAAAAAGGUGCAUUAUCGAGGAUAAUAUCUGUGCCAGACCUCCUGCUGUCCUACGACAUCCAGGAUUGUGUUUAAUAUCAAUCCUUUUUUUUUGAAUUUUCUGUUCAAGGCCAAACACUAAGUUCCAGGAUUGUGUUUCGAGUUUUAACCUGCCAUGGAUGCCAAUCCAGCUCUAUUUCUGUACCCACUAGAGCAUUCUAAAAUCCUCCAUCUGGUGAGGCAUGCACAGGGAAUCCACAACGUAGCAGGGGAGAAAGAUCAUGACGCGCUGUUAUCUCCUGAAUAUUUUGAUGCACAUCUGUCUCCUUUGGGCGAGCAACAGGCGGGCAAUCUAAGGAAGCAAAUUCAUGCAUCUGGACAACUUGAGAGGAUUGAUUUAGUCAUCACUUCUCCAUUGUGCAGGGCCCUGCAAACCGCCAUACAAGUCUUUGGUAGCGAAGGCCAGAUAAAUGGAUCAAAGGAGGCAAAUAUAGACAAUAGUGGGAUAUCAAGUCUCAAAUGCCCACCAAUUGUAGCAUCUGAACUUUGUCGAGAACGUUUGGGAGUUCAUCCAUGUGACAAGAGGAGAACCAUUAGCGAGAAUCGGUCUCGUUUUCCUACAAUUGAUUUUUCAUUGAUAGAAAGUGAUGAAGACAUCUUGUGGAAGACUGAUGCUAGGGAGACCGAUGAGGAAAUUGCAGCCAGGGGCUUGAAGUUUAUGAACUGGUUGUGGACACGACCAGAGAAAGAAAUUGCAAUAGUUACUCACCAUAGAUUCUUGCAGCACACAUUGAAUGCUUUGGGAAAUGAUUGUCAUCCAUCAGUGAAAAACAAGAUUCGAGAACUGUGAACUUCGUUCAAUGAUCAUUGUUGAUAAAGAAUAGGUAAGCAUGGUGUGUUUUGAAGAUAUUAAAAUGCCUGUUCCUGUUCCUAUUCCAUGUGCUCCUCUUUUUCCCUGCGGCAUUAUUUCAAGGCAUGACCUCCCAAGUGAACCUGAAAAGGAUAAGCUUUCAGGAGGGGAUUGUUCAAUCAGUCAGCCUGUGUUAGAGUAUCAGAGAUGCCCCUCAAUGAUCACCGUGUAUGAAAUGCUUGAUCGACGGGACUAGAAGAAUAUGCUCCUGCGCAUAUGUUAUUUGCAUAAAGUUUAUCCUGUAUAACAUAUUAAGUAUCGACAUAUGCUUGGUGGUUGUGUGGAUAUUUCUCUUUAUGAAUUUGGGGUGGAUCAUAUCUUGACCCCUCACUAGCUUGCUUGAA